AUGGACAAUGUUAGCGGCUACACAUUUCGUCACCACCGCCGCUUCCACCGCCACCACCGCCGCAACCCUCCACUCCUCGGGUUCUUCGUCAGAGAAGGGGACUUCGUGCCUACUCUCGAGGCCCCGAAUAAGGUCCCGCCCAGACGCCUCUCUUUGCAGCGCGGCGAGGGAGACCGCUUCCUGUCCCUUGGAUGCCGCCAUGGCCUCGUGCUCAUCUUCGACAUAAAGCCCAACCAGAUGCUGGUGUGUGACCCCGUCACCGGCGACCAGCACCGCCUCGCCAUUCCCCCAGGGAUUGCCACUCAUGCGGAGAAUACAACGAUCAACGGGGCCGUGCUUCGCCCUGCCGGAGCAGUCGACCACUUCCAGGUGGUCUUGACAGUGGGAGACAACGACGACAAGCAACACAGGCGAGUGCUCGCCUGCGUUUACUCGUCGGAGACUGGCUUAUGGGGUGAUCUCAUCUCAACACCGCCUUCAUUCGAGGUCCUUAGAAGUGGUCGUCCCACCUUGGUUUGUACAGGCAAUCCCGCCGUGCUUGUUGGGAGAUCCCUUUACUGGGUGCUUGCUGGGAAUUUGGUUGAAAUUCUCGAGUUUGACUUGGAGAAGCAAGGCUUAUCCGUGCUACAGCCGCCAGUGCAUAUGCUUAAAGAGGGCUUUUUCUCAAUUAUGCGGGCAGAGGGUGGUGGCCUUGGUUUACUCUUCCCGACAUACAGUGGCAUCCAAUUGUGGAAGAGACAGACUGAUUCUGACGGUGUUGCUUCAUGGGCACUUGGAAGGACUAUUGAACUGGACAAGCUACUUCCCCUUAAUUCACGGCAAGUAUCAGUAACAAUACUAGGUUUGGCUGAGGAGAAUAAUGUGGUGUACCUGUGUGCAUGUGCCAUGGUCUUUAUGGUCCAUCUUGAGUCAUUGCAAUUCAAGAAGCUUUGUGAAACCAAUUUCCUCUGCCAUUAUCACCCAUUCGAGUGUGUCUACGCUACAGGCAUUGGUGGUGGACAUGAUGCAGCGGAUCUUUUGCACCACUCAUAAGAUGAUUGUCUGGUUAAAUGUGCUAUUGUGAUGUACUAAUUAGCAGGUAUCUAGGAUCACAUUCCGGUGGCUGAGAAGCAGAAAUGGGUUGUGUUCUGUAGGUUCUUGCAUUGUGUUCGUUGUGCUCCAUCCAUAAGUUAGCCGUCUUUGCUGGUCACUUGUGAAGUUUGACUUUAGGAAUUUGCCAUCUACUAUCUAAUUUCUUUACACAAUCAGUCAACUCGCAUGACGGAUUGACUUCCUUGGAUUAAUGAUUAGUUCAUUUAUGUUAUGCCUUCCAAACAAUCAUGUUGAGGCGGGUCACCUGUGAGUUGUAUUUCAGGUUGAGAUUCCAACAUCAAAUCUCUGCUUAUGUCUUGUA
This is a messenger RNA of Lolium perenne, 1393 nucleotides long. RefSeq lists its product as uncharacterized. Lineage: Eukaryota; Viridiplantae; Streptophyta; Magnoliopsida; Poales; Poaceae. The record is from RefSeq and is a predicted model, not a curated record.